Tyto alba (common barn owl) is the source of this 2888-nucleotide messenger RNA. RefSeq names its product CDC like kinase 1 (gene CLK1). Gene Ontology annotation, molecular function: protein tyrosine kinase activity; ATP binding. Gene Ontology annotation, cellular component: nucleus. Bases 1305 to 2789 code for a protein of 494 amino acids. Gene Ontology annotation, biological process: regulation of RNA splicing; protein phosphorylation. The record is from RefSeq and is a predicted model, not a curated record. The transcript has 13 exons. Lineage: Eukaryota; Metazoa; Chordata; Aves; Strigiformes; Tytonidae.
GUGUUUGUGUCUUUACAUUGCUGUUGAUCAAAACUAGGUAGUUGUUUGGUCACCUUUGACACCAAAAUGUUAUUGGACUCAAAUAAGAAAGUCUGCAAGGAGAUACAGAGAUAGCUGAAUAUCAACCAGUCGAGAGGAAACAUAAUGCACGCAUACAUAUGUGCACACGUGUGUGUAUGUGUGUGUGUGGAUACAUUUAGCGCUGAUCCUAUGCUCAAGUCACUUAGUAUAGUAAGCAUAAAAUGAACUGACUUAAUCACGGAAAAGAGAGUGAUCUGUAUGCAUUAAAAAAGCAGUUCUCCACGUUGGGCAUGCUGGGAAAAGCAGAAUGUUCUUGCUCUUCCUUGUUGUAGAUUCUAAAAAUGCAUUUUGGCAUCAGUUCAUGAGAGACCUGGACAAGAGAGAGUAGCAACAGUGGUUCCUGCAUCCAACUCCUGCCAUUCUGGGCUUCUUCCCCCUCAAUUGUCUUUGGGCUCAGUCAACAUCACUUAAAGUCCUUUCUCAUAUAUAUGCUUUUUAAUCCUUGGGAUCUCCAGGUCCAGCUGACUUGCAGUCUGCUUCAGACGAGUAUUUCCUGUUCUGAGAUUUCACCUCUUAAAAUAAAGAGGAGAACUUAUUUGCAAGAGAAAGGCAAAGGUAUUCCAAGUACAGAUUGCUGAGGCAUUAAUGAGAAGAGUUAAUCAGUACCUUCUCUCUGGACCUAAGCUUCUAUAUACUGUAUGGAGUGUUGCUUAAAGCUCCUAGCCCUUGCUCCACACUAAAUAUAUUUUACUGUAAUACUUCAGUCAGUCAGGUGAAGAAUUUAGUUAUUUCAGCUCUGUGCUCUUUGUCUACCUGCCAUUACUACCGGUUAUAUGGAAGAAGCAUGCAACUGCAUGUUUGGCUGCCACACUGACACUACCACCAUGCAGAAGGAAGGACAUACUGGAAACUUUCCUGCAGUGCAAAAGAACCAGUAAUUUAAAAUGCUGACAUCUAGCACUGAACUGGAAACAAUUUCAGGUCUAUUUUUUUCCUUUACAAAAAGAAGGCUUUUAUACAGAAUGUGUGAAAUACAGGGAUACCAAGCAAUUUGCUCUUUGGAGGUUACAUUAAAUUUAGAUCCAUUUUAAUCUACAGCUGUAUAUUGAAAGGAGAGUGAUCUUACGGGACAGGAUUACAUCCUAACUUUAAAAACUGUACUAUGUCUAUUUUCCUGUUUGUGGCUCUGAACCUUUCCCAGAUAGAAGAGGGGGAAAAAGGUUGGUCCCAUCCACUUGUUGAAGAGGAAGCAGGACAAAGUAGGAAGCAGGCCAGCUUUGGAAAUGGGGCAUUCCAGGCGAACUAAUUAUCCCGACUGGGAUAAGAACAAAAGUCCAGAUCGCAGAAGGUGUGACAGUGCUAGUAAGAGAAAGAGGACAUUAAGUGGUGCGCAAGAGAAGCAGCACUGCAAACACGAUCUGUCUAAACUUCCUGACAGUACCUGUUCAGAAAGCAAAUCUGUAAAUGAAAGAGACCACUACGAACGACGCUAUGUUGAAGAAUACAGAAACGAGCACAAUCAGGGAUGUGAUACUGGGCAUCACAGCAGCAAAUCAUCGGGUCAUAGUGGGACGAGUAGUUAUAAAAGGAGAUAUAAGACACAUCACACUACCUGUCAUCAUCAUCAUUAUCCACAGAAGAGUCAUCGAAGGAAAAGAUCCAGGAGUGUAGAGGAUGAUGAGGAGGGUCACCUGAUCUGUCAGAGUGGAGACGUACUAAGUGCAAGAUAUGAGAUUGUUGCUACUUUGGGUGAAGGUGCUUUUGGAAAAGUAGUGGAAUGCAUUGAUCGCAGAGCGGAAGACAGACAUGUAGCUGUGAAAAUAGUAAAGAAUGUCGAUCGGUACUCUGAAGCAGCACGUGCAGAAAUACAAGUGCUAGAACACUUAAAUGCAUCGGAUCCUAGCAGUACGUAUCGCUGUGUCCAGAUGUUGGAAUGGUUUGAGUACCACGGGCAUGUCUGCAUCGUUUUUGAGCUGCUGGGGCUCAGCACCUAUGACUUCAUUAAAGAGAACGGCUUUCUGCCGUUCAGGCUAGAGCACAUUAGACAGAUGGCCUAUCAGAUCUGCAAGUCUGUGAACUUUUUGCAUUCAAACAAGUUGACACAUACAGAUCUGAAACCAGAAAAUAUUUUAUUUGUGACAUCUGACUACGUGGAAGAAUAUAACCCCAAGCUGAAAUGCGAUGAACGCAUGCUGAAAAAUCCAGACAUCAAAGUUGUGGACUUCGGGAGCGCAACGUACGAUGACGAGUAUCACAGCACGUUGGUGUCUACGCGCCACUACCGCGCUCCUGAAGUUAUCCUAGCACUGGGGUGGUCGCAGCCCUGUGAUGUUUGGAGCAUAGGCUGUAUCCUCAUAGAAUACUACCUUGGGUUCACCGUGUUUCCGACCCAUGACAGCAAAGAACACCUGGCAAUGAUGGAGCGAAUACUGGGGCCUUUGCCGAGUCACAUGAUAAAGAAAACCAGGAAACGCAAAUAUUUCCAUCAUGACCAGCUGGACUGGGAUGAACACAGCUCUGCUGGCAGAUACGUCUCAAGGCGCUGUAAGCCACUGAAGGAAUUCAUGACCUGCCAUAAUUCUGAGCAUGAAAACCUCUUUGACCUCAUUCAGAAGAUGUUGGAGUAUGACCCAGCCAAGCGCAUUACUCUUGAAGAAGCACUGAAACACCCUUUUUUCUUCCCCUUGAAACUGGAAAAGAAGAAGCUGUCUCCUAUAGCUGAGCAGACUGACACAGACGUCAGCCCAAAGAAACAUAAAAAAUGUUAAUUAUUUAUUGUGUACAGUUACUUUGUAAAUGCCCUAUUUUGUAUUAUGACUUUUUGGAUACUGAAGUUUAAUUCAGCUGCUGGUAUAAAACUUAUUUAA